AAAAUGAAUCAACAAUUUUUAUUACAGCAACGGAUAAUGAAAAUCCAUAUAAAUCAGAUUUUCCAAUGUAUAAAGAUAAUUUUUUCUUUAAAAGACAAAUUAUCGUUUUAUUAAUACCACCGGAUUUUGUUCAACCGGUCGUUACAACUAUGUUUCCACCGGAACCCGAACCGGAGCCUGAGCCUGAGCCCGAGCCAGAGCCUGAGCCUGAGCCUGAGCCCGAGCCCGAGCCCGAACCUGAACCUGAACCAGAGCCCGAGCCCGAACCUGAACCUGAGCCUGAGCCUGAGCCUGAACCAGAUCCAGGUGGAGAAGAACCAGAAACACCAAACGAAGGUGAUGCAAAUAAUAAUGAAGGUGAACAAGAACAACCACCACAAGAACCACCAUUACCACCAGGUGGUGAAAUGACACCAUCAUCAUUAAUACCUGAUGGUAAUUAUUAUCCAAUAGGUCCACCAGAUGAACAACCAAUGUUACCAGAAAAUAGUGAAUCAAAUGGACAAUUAAGACGUCGUUUUCAAAAGCAGAAUUUUUCACCAACAACAACCUUAAAUAACAAUAAGAAUAAUCGUUAUCGCAACCAUCAUUAUCAACGAAAUCGUUUAAAAAAUCGUAAUCGAAAUAAAUCAAAUAAUAAUCAACGUUAUAAACAACGACAAACAACAAAUUCAUAUCGUAAACGUAAACAUAAUAAUAAUAAUCAGAAUAAUAAAUCAAUAACGACAAAACGAAGACGACAUAAAAUUUAUAAAAAUCAAUAA
Messenger RNA from Dermatophagoides pteronyssinus (European house dust mite), 764 nucleotides. RefSeq lists its product as uncharacterized. The record is from RefSeq and is a predicted model, not a curated record. NCBI's taxonomy places the organism in Eukaryota, Metazoa, Arthropoda, Arachnida, Sarcoptiformes, Pyroglyphidae.